GCAGAGGUCCCUCGCCACACUCCGCGUCCUGACCCAAUUCCGCGAGGGCGCGAGGGCGCCCAAUCCCCCCGGGCCCAUGGCGUCGUCAGAGAUCGAGGUGGUCGAGGACGCCACCCCCGCCGCAACCAGUGGUGGAGCUGGACGGGCCGUCGCAGAGGUGGCGAGGCAGGAGGGGGAGGGGGAGGCGCUCAAGGACGAUGUGUACACGGGCGCGGCGUAUGGGGACCUCGAGAAGCUGCACCGCCUGGUCGAGCGGGAGGGCCGCUCCGUUACGGUGCAAGACGCGCUCGGGUACCACGCGCUGCAGUGGGCCGCUCUCAACAACCGCGUCGCCACUGCCCAGUACAUUCUCGAGCAUGGUGCCAAUGUAAAUGCUAUAGACCACACAGGCCAAACAGCACUUCACUGGAGUGCUGUGCGUGGCCAUGUUCAAGUUGCAGAAUUACUUUUGAAGGAAGGAGCUAAAGUGGAUGCCACUGAUUUAUAUGGAUAUCAGACCACACAUGUUGCUGCACAGUAUGGCCAGACAACAUUUCUUUGUCACAUUGUUGCCAAAUGGAAUGCUGAUCAUGAUGUUCCUGAUAACGAUGGAAGAAGCCCUCUCCACUGGGCUGCAUACAAGGGAUUUGCAGAUACCAUGCGUCUUCUCUUGUUUUUAGGUGCUUAUAGCACGCGGCAAGAUAAAGAAGGCUGUACCCCUUUACAUUGGGCUGCUAUUCGGGGGAAUUUGGAGUCAUGCACUGUGCUAGUUCAGGCUGGCAAAAAGGAGGAUCUUAUGGUUCAAGACAAUACUGGCUUGACUCCAGCCCAACUUGCUGCUGAUAAGAAUCAUCGACAAGUUGCAUUUUUUCUAGGGAAUGCUAGAAGUAUACAUGAAAGGGGAUGCGUCGGGAACAGUUAUUUUGUGAAACUAUCAAAAAUCGGGCUUGCUCCUCUUCUUUGGUGUAUCAUUAUAGCCUUAAUGGUUGUAUAUAUACAUUCAAUUAUCUUAGAAGACUAUAACACAAAGAUGACCGUAAUUUUUGGGUUAUUUGCAUGGUUGGGAGUUUUCCUUGCAAGUGUCGGACUGGUUAUGUUUUAUAGAUGCAGCAGGAAAGAUCCUGGUUACAUCAACAAGAAUAUAAGAGAUUCACAAAAUCAAAGAGACGAUGAACCUUUGUUGAAGAUGGGUUUGGACAGUCCUGAACUUCUUGAUGGUAAUUGGUCUCGCCUAUGUAUAACAUGCAAAAUUGUCAGGCCUGUACGCUCAAAACAUUGCUCUACAUGCGACCGCUGUGUUGAGCAAUUCGAUCAUCACUGCCCUUGGGUAUCAAAUUGCAUUGGAAAGCGGAACAAAUGGGACUUCUUUAUGUUCCUUAUCCUAGAAGUUUCUGCAAUGAUUAUUACUGGUGUAAUGGCCAUCAUAAGAAGUGUAGGAGACCCAGCUUCCCCAGCAUCAUUUGGUGGAUGGCUUGGCUAUACAGCUAUAAACCAUUCUUGGGUGGUGUCUUUUGUCAUAAUGGACCUCCUCCUUUUCCUUGGUGUUAUAACUCUAACAGUAAUUCAAGCAUCACAGCCACGCGCGAUUAAUCGGAGCAGUCGUGCGCGAUUAACGGGGUCUGCACCAGGGAAAUCAAUCGGAUCAGGGAACCAACCGCACCAGUCACGCGUGAUUAACGAGACUGAUCCGCCCGCCGCCCACAACGCGCAACACCAAAUAUUCAUCCAUUCAAGAUAUCCAGGAACAUUACAACAAAUGAGAUGGCAAAUACCAUUAGGUACAGUUACCUCAGGGGACCAAGUGGCAGAUUCAGAAAUCCAUAUGACCAUGGGCUGCGUGAGAACUGUUCUGACUUCUUGCUGAAGGGGUACAAUGAGGAUAUUGAGAGCACUGUACAGACAUUGCAAUCUGACGAGGAAAUGGGACCAAUUCAGAUGAGCAGCCCAGUCUCACAGAAUGGCGAGAGCAUUCCACCACAUGUGAAUGGCACUGACCAUGGUUCCACCAUUUCACAUGCCAACUCAAAAUCCCAUCGCCAAAGUCCAUCCAAUUGUUUGGGCCUAGGGCUGGGCACUGGGCAUAACAACCCCUCUAGCCGUUAUGCGCGAUCUCUUCUUCCCUUAUGAUUUGUCUUGAGGAUAUCCAGAUGUGCUCCUUUAUAUUUGUGCAUACUUGUUGGACAACCAGUCAACCACAGCUUUGUUUGGGCUAUUUCUUCAUGGGUGCUCGGUGAUUUCUCUCUGGUUGCACAAACGUGAAGGCUUCAGAAACAUCUUCAGCUUACUGCACCUAUGACACACGAUAGAAAUAGUGUCAAUGUCAAGGUUUUGUUCUUGUUUUCUUGGCAAAAGGCACCAAGGCUCUAUGCCUACUAUCCAAUAUGUAUGUACAUGGAUGGGGCUAGUAGUUCAUGCACUAACCCGUUUUGACUUUUGAGGCAUAGUUGUACGCUUAGGGCUGAUAACGGCCUAUAAUUUUUGCACUAUAAGAUUUAAGUAUCAAAUCGGGUUAGGAUCGGACUCUAUUUCUAGUCAUUUUUGAAUUAUAAUUUAUUUAGGGCAUUGAUAUUUUUUGAAGAACCAUUUGGAUCACGAUCCAUUACCACCCAUAUGUACGCUACGAGAGUUGUAAAAUGUACAGUAACAGAACUACAUGGCAUGUUUGUUCCUGCAUACGUAUUUAUAGAAAAAAAUGAUUUGUCUCC
Messenger RNA from Zea mays, 2684 nucleotides. Its product is annotated as protein S-acyltransferase 24. The transcript has 14 exons. NCBI's taxonomy places the organism in Eukaryota, Viridiplantae, Streptophyta, Magnoliopsida, Poales, Poaceae. The record is from RefSeq and is a predicted model, not a curated record. Bases 77 to 1843 code for a protein of 588 amino acids. Gene Ontology annotation, cellular component: Golgi membrane. Gene Ontology annotation, molecular function: protein binding; palmitoyltransferase activity. Gene Ontology annotation, biological process: protein palmitoylation.